This is a messenger RNA of Malaya genurostris, 1308 nucleotides long. It is a transcript of the gene Ssu72, whose product is annotated as RNA polymerase II subunit A C-terminal domain phosphatase SSU72. Gene Ontology annotation, molecular function: RNA polymerase II CTD heptapeptide repeat phosphatase activity. Lineage: Eukaryota; Metazoa; Arthropoda; Insecta; Diptera; Culicidae. The transcript has 5 exons. Gene Ontology annotation, biological process: termination of RNA polymerase II transcription. Gene Ontology annotation, cellular component: mRNA cleavage and polyadenylation specificity factor complex; nucleus. The record is from RefSeq and is a predicted model, not a curated record. The coding region runs from base 257 to 850 and encodes 197 amino acids.
AAUCGGUAAACGUCAAACCGUCAAAACACAAACCGAAAGAAAGAAAGGCACGCUAUCAUUGAAAUUUUCGCAAGUUUUCGGCAAAGUCGCGUAAUUUGUACAUAUUCCAUCGUAUUCCGUGUAGGUAUCGUGCUGUCGGAAAGUGAUAACGAGUGUCGGUAGACGGUAUUUCGCCAUCACCUGUGGUGCGUAAAAACAAAAAUCCUAAUUGCUUAUUCAAGAAGACUUAACUUCUUAUAGCAACAGAAUAAAAACAAUGAUCAAUCAGUACGUGAGUCCGCUAUCGAUUGCAGUUAUAUGUUCCUCAAACAUGAACCGUUCGAUGGAAGCGCACGGUUUUCUGGCUAAAAAACGUUUCAAAGUGCGUUCGUUUGGAACCGGUGAUAAGGUUAAACUACCUGGAACGACUGCCGACCGACCAAAUAUUUACGAUUUCGGCACCACUUACGACGAAAUUUAUACCGAUCUGGUCAGCAAGGACAAGCAAUACUAUACACAGAACGGCAUCUUGCACAUGCUAGAUCGAAACAGACGAAUCAAAAAUUCUCCGGAAAAAUUUCAAUUGUGUGGCGAACGGUUCGAUGUUUUGGUCACCUGCGAAGAACGGGUAUACGAUCAGGUUAUUGAAUUUAUGGAAUCAAAAUCGCCGACUUGUAACCUACCAGUGCACGUGAUUAACAUCGAUAUUCAGGAUAACCACGAAGAAGCAACUGUCGGUGCAUUUAUUAUCUGUGAUCUAAUAACAAUGAUGGCCCAAAGUGAUGACCUGGACAAUGACAUCGACGAACUGUUGCAUGAUUUCGAAAGCAAAUGCCAACGGAGUGUGCUGCAUUGUGUAUUGUUCUACUAGUGUUGAGUUCAAUUCAAGCAAACUACCAGUCCCAAAACUACAAUAACUAUGAAAAUAAAACUAGACAUUUUAUUUCAUCAUUUCUCCCCACUUUCUAGUGUACUAUAUAAUUAUUUCUUAGUUGUUAGCUGAUAGGUAUAUCGUAAGAGCAAAGCAACCCCCUAGGAUAUCAGGUUUAAACUGUUUUUUUCUCUUAAUAAUGAAUCAACGGCUAUAGUUUGUAUCGAUUCAAGCAGAACAGAACAAAGCAUUACAAGUACGGUUCAAUCUUGACAAAUUUAUAAUAGGACAGUUAUAACGAAUUUGAGGGAAUCGAGACGGAUCACUGAACGAAACUAUAGCACAUAAUAAAAACACCGGCUAGUGAUCCGACGUAAUUAGAAUCGUUGAUUAAAGCAUAUAUUUAAUAUAAAGAUGUGUAAUCCUUUUGUAUAUUGAAUAAAGCUACAAAACAGUUA